AUGGAUAUACCAGAGGGUAAUGGAAACCCUCUGGGUAAUGGAAAUGGUCGAGCUAGGCAGACUCGACCGAUUGGGCUUGGAGAUGCACCAAACCGCCACCAGCAAAGAAGAGGGAUUGUCCCACCUCCUGUCCAGAACCACAAUUUCGAGAUCAAGCUGGGGAUGAUUACCUUAGUCCAGAACAAGAUGUUCCAUGGAUUGUCUUGUGAAGAUCCCAUUGAUCACUUGGAUGAGUUUGAUAGGCUGUGUGAUCUGACCAAGAUGAAUGGUGUCUCUGAAGAUGCCAUCAAGCUGAGACUCUUCCCUAUGUCUCUUGGUGACAAGGCCCAUCAAUGGGAGAAGAGUUUACCCCAUGGAUCAAUCACUACAUGGGAGGAUUGCAAGAAGGCAUUUCUUGCCAAGUUCUUCUCUACUGGUCGCACUGCUAAGCUGAGAAGCGAGAUAUCUGGUUUCACUCAAAGGAACAAUGAGACAUUUGCUGAAGCUUGGGAGAGAUUCAAGGGUUACACCAGUCAAUGCCCUCAUCAUGGCUUCAGCAAUGAGUCUUUGCUUUCCACACUUUACAGAGGAGUUUUGCCAAGAUACAAAGAGAUGUUGGACACAGCCAGUAAUGGAAACUUCCUCAAUCAAGAUGUAGAUGAUGGCUGGCAGCUUGUGGAGAACAUUGCUAACUCAAGUGGGAGCUAUGGAGAGGAGUAUGAUCGCACAAACAGGAGCUCGACCUCCAACUCGAUCGAGUCUGAUAGUAAGCUGAGAAACGAUGUCAAGGCACUCAAUGAGAAGUUGGAUACGCUUAUCUUAGCUCAAUCCACAAUGAAGAAGGCCAACUUUGUUUCUAAAGAAGAGAUGGUUCAAGGCCAAGAAGAGGAGGAGAAUCAGUUUGCUGAAGUGUGCUACAUUAAGAAUGGACAAGGAGGUUAUCAAAACGGUUACUAUGGCUACAAGUCACACCCUACCAUGUCCUACAGUAACACUGAUGUUGCCAAUCCUCAAGAUCAAGUCUACCCUCCGCAGCAACAGGCUCCAGCGAGUCAGCCUCCACAGCAAGGAUAUGGUCAGAAAGGGAAUUUCCAGGGCCAUCAGGGAAAUUAUCAAGGACAACAGCAGAGUGUACCAACUGGGUAUGCACCUCAAGCGCCUCACUUCACCAAGUCAGGAACAAGAAAUAAAAGCCAUGUUGAAGCAGCUCUUACAAGAGUUCACUCUUUGGAACACCAUGCUUCUUCUUCUGCUGCUAAGCAAGGUCAAUUUCCUGGAAAGGCUGUUCAGAAUCCAAAGGAGCAUUGUAGAGCGAUCUUCACUCAAGAGGAAGGAUUUGAUCAACAAGCUGCUAAUGAGAAGGAUAUUGAGGAGAUCUGUAUGCUGCUUAAUAAUGAAGACAAUGUUGUUGCUGAUGCUCCUGGAGUCCAGUACGCUCAACCUGAAGUGCAAGCUCCUCAGAUAGCUAUCCACGCUUCACCGAAAUUGGGUAUACAGAGUCUGAUCCAGCGACCUAAGUCUUCUAUCAUGUUUGGGGAUGCUUCUUCUAAAGCCCCACUUGGUAUUGUCAUGGAUUUCCCUUUGAGAAUUGGAGAGUGCACAAUCCCAAUUGAUCUAACAGUUCUGGAUAUGGUUGACGAGAAGGAUGUGCCAUUGAUCUUAGGGACACCUUUCCUCACCACUGUUGGUGCCUCCAUUGAUUUCCAUACAAAGAAAGUGAUCCUGCACAAUGUCAACAGCAAAGUCUCUUACCCUCUCAAGGCAUCAAGCUCUAAAUAUUGUGGAACCAUUGCCACUAAGUCACUGAGCAUCAAGGGUGAUGAGUUUGCUGAGGUUGAAAAGAUGGAGAUUAUGACUGAGAGCAGCACAGAGCCAGUUAUUUGUGAACCUUGUGUUCUGGAUGAGAUGGGUCUUGCAGUUUUGUUUAGUGAGCAGCUAGGAAGUGCUCAAAAAGAUGGGGAGGGUAUGGCUUUGAAGGCGUCUCCUGGACAUAAAAGAAAGAUGAUCACGCCUCAGACUCUCUCAAGCGCUCCAUCCCAGCUUACCCUGACUCUGUUGCCAUCCAAGUUCACAAAUGGGAAGAUUGAGUACAAGAUCAAGUGCAAGAGAAAGUCUAAACCGUUUUCCAGUAUCAAUGCCUUGGUCAGUCCUGAGCUGCAAAAAGAUCAAACCAAGCUCAAGGAGCUCCUAUCUUCAGUCCUUACUGUCACAUUUGAUGGCGGGACCGCUCUCAUUCAUGCCUAA
Microthlaspi erraticum is the source of this 2223-nucleotide messenger RNA. NCBI's taxonomy places the organism in Eukaryota, Viridiplantae, Streptophyta, Magnoliopsida, Brassicales, Brassicaceae. The record is from the annotation of a GenBank genome assembly.